AUGCGCAGCUCUCUCUACCUCACCCGUUGUCUCCCUCUUGUCCUGACCACCUUCCUCUUCUGUUACUUCGCCCUUCAGUGCUCCUCCAACCUCCUACAACUCCAUCCAAUAUUAUCUCGACUCUCUGAACGGGCUGAUGCUUUGCAUGAAGCCCUCAUAUCCCCUCUGGCCUCCGAUCGUCACCCUCCGCUACGACCCCUUGUCGGCGAGUCAAACGCGUCUGAUGAGCUGGCGGUCAAGACCAUCAAACACCUCUCCCAUCUUCCCCCGGGGCUCGCAAAUACCAUCAACAGCUACGAAAACUACCACCACCUUGCCCUGGACGUCAUCUUCAAGAAAGAGUCUCGCUACCUCCGGCAGUCACCCACGAAGAUCGCCCUAUCUCAGAAGCUGGGGUACGACAAACACUUUGAUGCUGCACGCAAGGGAAUAGCGGUGAAUGCCAAGUUUGCGACUGAGGUGGCAAGACAUGCGAGGGACGUGUACAAGGUGGGGGAAAGCGAGAUCGGGGAAGAGGAGGACGCGGACUACCAUUUGGUGGACCUCUCGUUCGGGCACUUGUCGAGGGAUUGGUCCGCACAAGGAAAGCCGGAGAGGGAUGCCGUAUUCCCUCCUGUGCUCGAGGCGCUCUCACACUUCUUCGGUCCCCAAGCGAAUGGAUUGAGCAGUGGCGGGAAGCGGGUGCUCGUACCAGGGAGCGGGAUGGGCAGGUUGGCGAGAUUCGACGUUACCGCCAAUGAGCUCGAUUACGGCUCCAUCGUCACCUAUCGUCUUCUAGUCAACAGCUCCCUCACUCCGUCACUACACACGCAUUCGCUACACCCCUUCAGCACGAAAUGGACACACCAAGCACUUCCCAACGCGCGCUUUUCGCGUAUCACCUUCCCCGACCAUCGACCUAACGUAGACGUCAAGCUGGUGGAGGGGGACUUCCUAGAUGUGUUUGAACACGAAACAGGGGUGUUUGAUGCUGUCGUGACCCUCUUUUUCAUCGACAUGAGCCAGAGCGUGAUUGACUUCCUGGCAAACAUCCAUAGGCUGUUGAAGCCUAGAGGACUGUGGGUCAACCUCGGACCGCUGAAAUGGGGCACCCAUGCGGACCUGCAACUCUCAGUGCUUGAAGUACUCGAGCUUGCUGAGCUGCUCGGGUUUCACGUCGAUCACACUUCCCGGAAAAGCAUCGACAGUGUAUAUGCAGCGCAACCGGACACGCUGUUGAAGUUCACUUAUGUAACACAGUUUUGGACGGCAACAAAGCGGAUGUGAAGCGUAUUCGGAUGAGCGAGGGACACUUGUGCCGUAUUAUCAGUCGUCACUAACACUCGCAAUGGGAUAUGAGAAUGUGAUGAGCUGCAGCACCAGCCCGCACUACUCGCUUCAUAAGUGCGUCCGGUAAACUGCGGCUCCGUUCAAGGAAUGAGGGAGGGACAGUCUUAGAUGAAAUCGCACCAGUGAGGUGGAAGGACACGGUCACGCCGGUCCAGAAUGAGUGACCACAAAUGACAAUGCCAUCAAGGCGU
Dacryopinax primogenitus is the source of this 1520-nucleotide messenger RNA. RefSeq names its product N2227-domain-containing protein. The record is from RefSeq and is a predicted model, not a curated record. Gene Ontology annotation, molecular function: S-adenosylmethionine-dependent methyltransferase activity. The transcript is spliced from 5 exons. NCBI's taxonomy places the organism in Eukaryota, Fungi, Basidiomycota, Dacrymycetes, Dacrymycetales, Dacrymycetaceae. The coding region runs from base 1 to 1266 and encodes 421 amino acids.